This is a messenger RNA of Leucoraja erinaceus (little skate), 931 nucleotides long. RefSeq names its product dermatopontin (gene dpt). Lineage: Eukaryota; Metazoa; Chordata; Chondrichthyes; Rajiformes; Rajidae. Gene Ontology annotation, molecular function: extracellular matrix structural constituent. The transcript has 4 exons. Bases 95 to 670 code for a protein of 191 amino acids. Gene Ontology annotation, biological process: collagen fibril organization. The record is from RefSeq and is a predicted model, not a curated record. Gene Ontology annotation, cellular component: extracellular matrix.
GAUUCCGGCUCGGAAACAUCUGUUUUCCAAAUGUUACACCCGAUAUAAAAUAGUGGACACAGACUGUCUCAGACAGUGGGUCCAGGCAUCAGAAAUGCAUCUCAAGUGUGCCUACUUGCUUACGGGCCUAAUCGUUGCGGUUUAUGGUCAAAAUUAUCCCCCGCCUGAUGUAUAUUGGGUCAAUCAAUAUCGACAAGGUUUCAACUUCCAGUGUCCCGACGGCGAAGCAUUGGUAGUAAUACAGAGUUACUUUGAUCAAAACGAAGGUCCUGAUAGAGUUUGGAGUUUCGAAUGCAUGCCCACUCCCGAGGAUUUAGGGCAGGUGACAGAAUGCUGGUGGGAUGAUAUAAUGCACCCGGGUUUGGAAUGGUACCACACUUGUACAAACAAUGGUAUUGUAGCUGGAAUACAAAGCCGAUACUUUGAGAGCGUUCAAGAUCGGGACUGGCAGUUCCUCUGCUGCAAAUACAACAGAAGAUGCCCGUAUCAAUGCCGGCAAACAACUGACGUCCCUGAGCAAUAUGAAGAAGAAGGACAUUUUGUGAUGCCACAAUACGGCUAUUUCAUCAGGGGAGCUGGAACUACUUUUUCAGCUGUGUCAAGGGAUCGUCAAUGGAAAUACAUAAUCUGUCUGAUGACCACCUUUGACUGUCCUUUUGACAACCUGUAGACGUUGCAAGCUGAGUCCUGAUAUUGACCAGGGAACAAGAUAUGUUUAGCUGAGUUGCCUCUAUUAAUAAAAAAUCUCUUCUGCUCUCUAAACAAUUUCUUUAAAAGAAAGCAAUGCACGCAACGGGAGUGUUUUCACGGGCUUUUGGUAAAGCAUUCAUUCAAGCUCCACCCUGUUCGAAGGAGCUUCGUUAUUUUGGCUGUUUAAAACUCGCUCAAGUAAAUCGCUUUAUUAUCGUUAAAAAUAAAGAAUUUUACUUUA